CUUUUUGAUUUGCUAAUGUUUUUUUGUGCCUAUAAAUUUCAACGACCGAAACCCCAUCCAGCAUUCAUCCGUUCUUCCUCCCCCCGUUCACUUUGUUGUGUUUCCAGAGCUCUGUCUCUCCGUAUUACUCUGUUCCUCUGCUCUGUUUCUUCUGGUUCUAAGGUUUCCGAAGGAUUUCAUCCAUGGCGGAGCGACUUCUGACUCGAUCUCACAGCCUCCGUGAGCGUCUCGAUGAGACCCUCUCUGCUCACCGGAACGAGAUUGUGGCUUUCCUUUCCAGGGUCGAGGCCAAGGGGAAAGGCAUACUGCAACACCACCAGCUCAUUGCUGAGUUCGAGGCAAUCUCCGAGGACACCAGGCAGAAGCUCCUCGAUGGUGCAUUUGGUGAAGUCCUGAAAGCCUCUCAGGAAGCAAUCGUUUUGCCUCCGUGGGUUGCCAUUGCUGUCCGCCCAAGGCCCGGGGUGUGGGAAUACAUCCGUGUCAACGUGCACGCCCUCGUGGUCGAGCAACUGCAGGUUGCUGAGUACCUGCACUUCAAGGAAGAGCUCGUCGAUGGAAGUUUGAAUGGCAACUUCGUGCUUGAGCUGGACUUUGAGCCAUUCAAUGCCUCAUUCCCCCGCCCGACUCUCUCAAAGUCGAUCGGAAAUGGGGUGGAGUUCCUCAACCGCCAUCUCUCCGCGAAGCUCUUCCACGACAAGGAAAGCUUGCACCCUUUGCUUGAAUUCCUCCAAGUUCACUGCUACAAGGGGAAGAACAUGAUGGUGAAUACAAGAAUCCAAAAUGUUUCUGCCCUCCAACAUGUCCUGAGGAAGGCAGAGGAGUAUCUUUCUACCCUGAAACCCGACACCCCAUACUCCGAGUUUGAGCACAAAUUCCAGGAGAUUGGGCUCGAGCGGGGCUGGGGAGACACCGCUGCGCGCGUCGACGAGAUGAUCCAGCUCCUCCUCGACCUCCUAGAGGCCCCUGACCCGUGCACCCUCGAGAAGUUCCUCGACCGGAUCCCAAUGGUCUUUAAUGUUGUUAUCAUGUCCCCUCACGGUUACUUUGCCCAGGACGACGUGCUCGGGUACCCCGAUACUGGUGGGCAGGUUGUGUACAUUCUCGAUCAAGUUCGUGCCUUAGAGAGCGAGAUGCUUCACCGCAUCAAGCAGCAGGGGCUCGACAUUACUCCUCGGAUCCUCAUUGUAACUCGUCUUCUUCCCGAUGCUGUGGGGACAACAUGCAACCAGAGGCUGGAGAAAGUCUUCGGGACUGAGCACUCGCACAUUCUUCGUGUUCCCUUCAGAAAUGAGAAGGGAAUCGUCCGUAAAUGGAUCUCAAGGUUCGAGGUCUGGCCAUACCUGGAGAGAUACACCGAGGAUGUCGCGAAUGAAAUUGCCGGAGAAUUGCAAGGCAAGCCUGAUCUCAUCGUUGGGAACUACAGUGACGGGAACCUUGUUGCUUCUUUGUUAGCCCAUAAGCUAGGGGUUACACAGUGUACGAUUGCCCAUGCCCUCGAGAAGACCAAGUACCCUGACUCCGACAUAUACUGGAAGAACUUCGAGGAGAAGUACCACUUCUCGUGCCAGUUCACAGCUGAUCUUAUUGCCAUGAACCACACCGAUUUCAUCAUCACCAGCACUUACCAAGAAAUUGCCGGAAGCAAGGACACAAUCGGGCAGUACGAGAGUCACAUCGCUUUCACUAUGCCUGGGCUUUACCGGGUUGUUCACGGGAUUGAUGUAUUCGACCCCAAAUUCAACAUUGUCUCCCCUGGUGCUGAUAUGAGCAUCUACUUCGCCUACACCGAAGAGAAGCGGAGGUUGAAGUCCUUCCAUCCCGAGAUCGAAGAGCUUCUCUUCAGCGAUGUUGAGAACAAGGAGCACUUGUGUGUGCUUAAGGACCGGAACAAGCCGAUCCUCUUCACCAUGGCUAGGUUGGACCGUGUCAAGAACCUGACAGGGCUCGUCGAGUGGUACGGGAAGAACAACCGACUGAGGGAGCUUGUGAACCUGGUCGUGGUGGGAGGUGACCGGAGGAAGGAAUCAAAAGACUUGGAAGAGCAGGCCGAGAUGAAGAAGAUGCAUGGCCUUAUCGAGACCUACAAGUUGAACGGACAGUUCCGGUGGAUCUCGUCCCAGAUGAACCGGGUCCGGAAUGGAGAGCUCUACCGCUACAUCUGCGACACAAGGGGGGCCUUCGUGCAGCCUGCCCUCUACGAGGCGUUUGGGCUGACAGUCGUCGAGGCCAUGACCUGCGGGCUGCCCACUUUUGCAACCUGCAAUGGUGGGCCUGCUGAGAUCAUCGUGAAUGGGAAGUCAGGAUUCCACAUCGAUCCAUACCACGGAGAGCAGGCAGCCAACAUCCUUGUCGAAUUCUUCGAGAAGUGCAAGCAUGACCCGAGCCACUGGGACAGGAUCUCGCUGGGCGCUAUGAAGAGGAUCCAAGAGAAGUACACAUGGCAGAUAUAUUCCGAGAGGCUCCUGAACCUGACUGCCGUGUACGGGUUCUGGAAACACGUAUCGAACCUGGACAGGCUCGAGAGCCGCCGCUACCUUGAGAUGUUCUACGCCCUCAAGUACCGUCCACUGGCUCAGUCCGUUCCACUUGCUGUUGAGUAAAUAAAUAAAUAUUACAGAUGAAGGGACAUGAAGAUAGAACUUCUACUACAUAAAAGGCGGGAGCAGCAUUUUGAGUUUUCUAUGAGUCCUGAGGCAUGAAUAAUUAUGUCACAAUUUGAGGAUUGUGAUGUGUUUUGUGAAGAAUGUGUUUUCCAUUUUCCUCUUGUUUUCUGCAUAUCUCUAUUUCCAUUUCCCCUGCAAUUCUUCCCGUGGAAAUGCUUGUAAUUCGGGUUUUCAGCCCCGGCCAUCCAGUGAAAGUUCCUUCUUCUCGUGAUCA
This is a messenger RNA of Punica granatum (pomegranate), 2877 nucleotides long. Lineage: Eukaryota; Viridiplantae; Streptophyta; Magnoliopsida; Myrtales; Lythraceae. The record is from RefSeq and is a predicted model, not a curated record.